Molecule: messenger RNA, 2049 nt
Organism: Poeciliopsis prolifica (blackstripe livebearer)
Lineage: Eukaryota; Metazoa; Chordata; Actinopteri; Cyprinodontiformes; Poeciliidae
Product: synaptotagmin-4
Exons: 5
Coding region: 68-1579 (503 amino acids)
Biological process (GO): calcium-ion regulated exocytosis; regulation of dopamine secretion; regulation of calcium ion-dependent exocytosis
Cellular component (GO): synapse; axon
Molecular function (GO): calcium ion binding; phosphatidylserine binding; calcium-dependent phospholipid binding
Source: RefSeq, a predicted model, not a curated record
GUUGUCAGAUCGCUGCGCACUCGGGAUGCUCGGCUCUCUCUGACCCAGCUCUCCUCAGACGCUGAAGAUGUCGUAUUCUCUGGGAGUCCACUUGCAGGUUGUGCUGGCUGUGGGUCUGGCUGUGUUCUGCUACUGUCUGGUUCUUGGCUGCAUCCUUUGCUGUCGCAAACAGAAAAGCCUUUCCUCUGAAGAUAAAGAAGCAGCUUUUCUGUGCCCUCAUCCUGCUGAGAGUGUGACUGUGACAUUAAGUCACUCUCCGUGUACUCAACCUGUCAAACAGCAGUACGAAGAGCUGGAUGGUAAUGUGUUGGAGUGCCCUUCUUCUAAAAGUAGCUCUUCUCCGUCUGAAGAUGACCUCAGCACUCUCCCAUUCGACAACAGCCCCUCUAGACCAGCUGAGCUGCCGCAAUCUUCCAGAGCGACUUUCCCAAUGCGGCGCCUUAGUACUUCUGCUCUGCCCUGCUCUCCCAGUAAAGCUGCUAGUCAUGGCAGGGCUUCCUUGCCCUCCCUCACCAAGCUCAGCUUUGUAUCCAAAUCCCGCCGGGUGAUAGGCAGAUGCAGAACUGUUAGUGGAGAAAGCUAUGCUCUCAGUGAGAGCAGUCGGCUCACAGCAGGUGCUCCCAGCGUUAACAGCCAGCAGGGGGAGCCAUGUCACCCUCAGUAUGGCUCCAACUCCAUCUCUGCCUCACCCAAACCGGCUCCUCUUCUGCACUUUUCCCUGCUCUUUAGCUCCAGCUCUGGCACCUUAGUGGUGAACAUCCUGGGGCUUUCUGGGGACACAAGAAGACGCAGUGGGGUAUUUGUUCGCGCCAGCCUCCCUCCACUUCACCCCUUGCUCCAGCAGACAGCCCCACGCCGACGCAGUCUCUGCCCAGACCUUGUCAGCCAGAGCUUUGUGCUGCAGGUGGGCUCUGUGGAGGAGCUCUGCACCUGUACACUGAGGCUGGCUGUCUACAGCAGGGACUUCUCUGGGCUGAGAGAGGCCGCUCUGGGGGAAGUGGAGUUACCCUGUGAGGAGAUUGAGUGGGAGCCAGACUCCAAGACUACCCACGCCAAGCAGCUCAUCCCAAGCAAAAUCAAGCUGAAAAAGAGUUUCAGUUCUCAGGAGACUCUGGGAUGCAAGAAAAGCUCAGUCUGCGUACCACGGACUUUGGGCCAACUGUUCAUCUUGCUGCAGUACCAGAUCCUGGCUCAGCGAAUCAAAGUGAUGGUUCGAAAGGCUGAAAAUUUGGCCAAGCUGACGCGAAUCCCAGGAACACCAGAUCACUAUGUUGUCAUCAACUUACAUCAGGAUGGUAAAAUAAUUGACACAAAAGAGACCAAAAUGGCCAGUGGGCCAAACCCCAUUUGGAAUGCUCCCUUCCUGUUUGACCUUCCACCUGGUGACAUCACCCAGCUGCCACUGGCUCUCGAAUUCAUCGUGAUGCAGGGCCGUCUCUACACUAAGAACAGUAUUCUGGGGCGCAUACUGAUUGGCGGCAAUGCUUCAGAUGUAGGACAGGAGCACUGGAGGGAAAUCUGCGGUCCAGGACAAACAGAAACCACUCGGUGGCACGCCAUCCAGUCAGAUGCAGUGUAGGACAAAUUAUAUGUAAAAUGUAAUCGGAGCAGAAUCACAUUUAUCUAUGGGACUAUAGAAGGUGAAACACUGAUCACACUGGGAAUGAUGUGUAAGAAGUUUGUCUAAUUUAGCAGUCAUCUCACCAUCACACUACUUCGCUGUGAUUCCUUAAUACUGUAGCAUUGUAACAACUUGGAUGUACUGUGAAACCAUACUAUUAUAGAACUGUUUUAUUUUGUGCCAAGAAACUACAAAUUUCAAAGCUUGCUGGACAAAAAGGCUAACAUGCAUGUGUGUAUUUUACAUCUUUGACAGUGUGUGACUUUUUUCUUUCAUCUGUAAUUGUACCAAUGUCCCUCUUUCAGACUCAUAUCUAUCAAUCUGUACAGAUCUGUUAAAAUUGCAUUGUUAUAGUUGGAAUGUCUGCUAAUUCUUCAUCAUUUUAUUCUUUACCUGGGGGAAAAAAUAAAUAAAUGAGAAAAAUUCUA